AAUCACACGCCGGAACUACGAUUAACAGGACCUUCUGUGGCGCAAAAAAUGGAGGAUAACAUUAAAGACAUCACCCGACCUCAGAUGUAUUUGUUUGGUUGCUCACUGAAAGCAGAUAAGAAAGAGCACAAAGUUGAGUUGGAUGAUGAUGAUGAGUCUGAACAUCAGCUGUCACUCAAGGCGGUGUGUUUGGGUGCAGAGGCGGAGGAUAAAUUCCACACCGUGGAGAUGGAGGGAUUGACUUACGAUGGCAAAACGACCAAAAUCACUCUCGCUGUCCUGAAGCCAUCCGUUCUGCCUUCUCUAAGUCUGGGAGGUUUUGAGGUCACUCCUCCUGUGUCCUUUCGCCUGCGGUCCGGAGGGGGUCCGGUCUACAUCAGCGGUCAGCAUUUCGUCAGUGUAAAGGAAUCAGAUGAUGAGGAUGAGGAAGAGGAGGAGAAUAACACAUCACCGGUGAAGAGACCGUCCAACAUGACCCUCGCAAAAGUGCCUCAGAAAAAGCUGAAAAUGGACUCAGAUGAAGAUGAGGACAGCGAGGAAGAUGAUGAUGAUGACGAUGAUGAUGAUGAUGAUGAAGAGGAUGACGACAAAGAAGAAAAGACUGUUGUAAAGAGCCUCAUCAAAACCCCUCAAAAAACCCCAGAGAAGAAGAAAAGUGCAGAUAAGCAGAACGGCUCUUCAGACAAGAAAGCGGGGACAUCAGGGAAGCCCCAAACCCAGACACCACAGAAAGUAAAAGACAAGUCUCCAGCAGGGCCUUCUGGGAAGAGUCCCAGCACUCCCAGCCUUAGUGAGGUCAAAGACAAACUUACAUCAGCAUCUAAAGAGGGGAGGCCACUUCCAAAGACGGAACAGAAGUUUGAGAACUACGCUAGAAGCUCUUUCAAGAUCUCUGAUAAACAAGUGAUCAAAGACCUUUGGAACUUUUUACAAUCACUAAAAAAGUAAUGGCUGCUCUGCGCUCCCCUUCCCGUCCCGGUGCAGCAGAAGUCUGGGGUUAGCCAGUAACAGCACUUCAGCUGUGCGAUCUGGCCUCUUCCCCUCUUAACGUGAUCCGUCUGCCCUUCUCUCUAGAUGGAUAGAGCAGAACGAGCCUGAGCAAUGGCAUACAUAUCGUGCUUCAUGUUUUAUAUUUUACUUUCUUCCUUUUUUAAUCAUGGAUUCUUUUUUUUUUUUUUUUUGUCA
Rhinichthys klamathensis goyatoka is the source of this 1185-nucleotide messenger RNA. RefSeq names its product nucleophosmin 1b (gene npm1b). NCBI's taxonomy places the organism in Eukaryota, Metazoa, Chordata, Actinopteri, Cypriniformes, Leuciscidae. Gene Ontology annotation, cellular component: centrosome; nucleolus; ribonucleoprotein complex. Gene Ontology annotation, molecular function: histone binding; RNA binding; chromatin binding. Gene Ontology annotation, biological process: positive regulation of transcription by RNA polymerase II; ribosomal small subunit export from nucleus; ribosomal small subunit biogenesis. The record is from RefSeq and is a predicted model, not a curated record. The coding region runs from base 49 to 948 and encodes 299 amino acids. The transcript has 11 exons.